CUCUUUCUUUCUCUCAUUUCUCAAAUCAUCACACAGACACAAACUCAAUUGCGCACUCACUCUACAUCAUCAUGGAUUGGUUCUCAUGGCUCUCCAAAACUGGCCUAGAGCCCUCGCUUGUGUACGAGUAUGGUCUUUGCUUUGCUCACAACGAGCUAGAAGAAGAAGACAUAGUCUACUUCAACCACGAGUUUCUUCAAAGCAUGGGGAUCUCCAUAGCCAAACACAGGCUAGAGAUCCUCAAGCUUGGCAGAAAAGAAAAGGGUAGACUAGCAAGUAGCACUCCCCGGCCCAUGACCAGGCUUAUAGUGGCGAUCAAGAAGACCAAGAGGUGUUUUGCUGAGUUCGUACGGACGUGGACUCGCCGCAGUGAGGAUUCUUCAGCUCUGGCGCUCGUGCCGAGGCCAAGUAAUUACAGGGCGAGGUUUAGAGGAGCCAUGAUGAAGAGGAACAAGAAGCUGGGGGUGACCAAACAAGUACAAGUACAAGGCACUAGGUUGUUGCUUACCAAUGGUACAGCUGGUACUAGUCCUCUGGUUUCCGGGCAGCCUCACGGUGACGGUUUUUCAAGUCCGGUGGUGUACGAUCUUCGAAAGGAGGAGAAGAUGGACGCAGAUGACGAUGGUUACUGGUCUACCGGACUUGAAGAGAUCAGGUGGGAUACUAUGUUCCAAGACUUGAAACCUACCUGAUGAGGUUUUUGUUCUAGUGCUUUGCUCAGUUUGUUCUUGCUUUCUUCACUUUUGUCAUCUGUCUAUGAUGGUAAUUUUAAUGGUGAGAGAUUGGUUUUUGGGUUCUUCCACCAUGGGAGAGUUUUGGCUUUGUUCAUCACAAGGGUUGUUUAGCUUUUCCAGUGUAGGUGGGUCAUUGCAUUCGCCAUUAGGCAAAAGGUUAAAUUCGAGUGUCUAGUCCAGUGAUGACAUUGUCUCCUGCUUUGUUUUUGUAUGUGACUCGUCUUGUAUCUGUGAUUCUAAUUCAAAGCAGUAGAGUUUAGUGUGAUCGUGAAGAUAUAUA
This is a messenger RNA of Fragaria vesca subsp. vesca, 1014 nucleotides long. RefSeq lists its product as uncharacterized. The coding region runs from base 72 to 692 and encodes 206 amino acids. The transcript has a single exon. The record is from RefSeq and is a predicted model, not a curated record. NCBI's taxonomy places the organism in Eukaryota, Viridiplantae, Streptophyta, Magnoliopsida, Rosales, Rosaceae.